AAUAUAAAUAAUAAUAUAACAAGUUUUUUAAAUAAAAAACAAAAAUUUAAACAUUUUUUAUAUAAACAAUCAAUUGUUAAAUUCACCUCAAGAAUCGUACCAAUUAUAAUUUACUCACAGCUUACAAAGUUUAUCAUAGCAGAUAAGUAUUUCAACAUGAAAUCGUUCAGUUCAUUUUUAAAUAUAAUUAAUAAACAGAGUUCAACUGGAGUGAUUGGGUUAGUGAGACUUUCCAUUCCUUCCUUUCAUUACGCGACCUUGACGAAUAUCGAUUUCAACAAAGUUGUGCCAAAGACCAAAGCAAAAAUGCAAACUAAGCUCACCCCGGAAGAAAGAAACACCGCCUUAUCGCCUUUGUUAAAUAAAGGGUGGAGUAUGGUAGAAAAUCGCGAUGCAAUAUACAAAGAAUACCUAUUCAAAGAUUUCAAUCAGGCUUUUGGUUUCAUGUCUCGAGUAGCGCUGCUGUCGGAGAAAAUGGACCACCACCCAGAAUGGUUUAAUGUAUACAAUAAAGUCCAAGUGACUCUUUCUUCUCAUGACGUUAGCGGCCUGAGUGGUAGAGACGUUAAAUUAGCUAGCUUUAUGGAAGACGUAGCUAAAUCUAUCAAACCUUAGAGUGCUCUGGUGAAAGGGAACUUCGAACCAAAACAAUCGAUUAAAAAUUUGUUAAGAGGAAAUGUUAUUUUAUAAUGGUUUUUAAUAUAAUUUCGUUGAACUGCAACAGCUCCAGUUAGUAGAAAUAUCUUACGUUCAUAAGUGUUGAAAAUUAACUCAAUCUGGUUUUAUGUAGCUUCUAGUAAAUGAAGCACAUAUUUGAUGAUAAGUAAUAUGAAAAAGACAUAUAAAACGUUAAAAAAUAGUUGGUAUAUUAUUAAAAAUAGUUUCAACAUAAGAUUAAUAAAAUAGGUGUUUAUGAAAUAAAUGUAUUGAUGUUGUAACUGCCAUUAUAACAAUCAGAAUUCAUAGGCUUGAGGUAAAGAAGUGCAUAUUAACUGUGUUUGUUCACUUCUUCCCUGAUUUUUUAAUACCACCACCAAUUAAAGGUCCCUUUUGGGAAGCUUUCGAUUUGGCAUCUUGCAAGGCUUUCUGCUGUUCCUUCAUUUUUUGCUUGAAGGCAACCUCAUCGUCGUCCAUUUCUUUGGAUUCCUUCUUCGGCGCUUUCAAAGGCUUUUUCUUACCACCUUCUCUACCCGACAUUCUAUAAAAACACAAGUUACCACGUUUCCGAAAUAUUAACGGAAAAACUAUAACUUACAAUCUUUGGAAAAAUAACUUACCUGCAAUUUAUGUAUACGACGUUUUGUAUCGGUAAAUCAAUAAAAUGUCUAUGAACACGAGGAAAUGCACGAUUGAAUAAUAUUCAAAAAAUAUAUCUAAUUUUCACUGUCAUACAAAUUUGGUUAUGUCAAUUUUUUUUUCUUCUUUUUAAUAUUAUGUGGUCAUUUACUUACCAAUUAUUUAGCCCUAAAAAUUAAU
Phyllotreta striolata is the source of this 1476-nucleotide messenger RNA. The record is from the annotation of a GenBank genome assembly. Lineage: Eukaryota; Metazoa; Arthropoda; Insecta; Coleoptera; Chrysomelidae.